Molecule: messenger RNA, 2049 nt
Organism: Brienomyrus brachyistius
Lineage: Eukaryota; Metazoa; Chordata; Actinopteri; Osteoglossiformes; Mormyridae
Exons: 5
Coding region: 298-888 (196 amino acids)
Biological process (GO): regulation of apoptotic process
Source: RefSeq, a predicted model, not a curated record
GUAGCCGUGCAGCGGGUGUAACCUCACCACCACACUAGUUUGGAGAACCUAUGAAAUAUGAAGUGACCUUUACGUAUCAUGCGUUUUGAAACAAACGUGUACCCUCGGCCAUUAGGAGAAUUACACACGCAUGCGUAGUUUCAUGGGAACUUCCCAGUCUCUCCUUCAAGAAAGUGGGAUUUCGCGUUUAGUAGCAGCAUCACUGGCGCAUGGAGUACUCGGUGUUGGGAUCGGACAGACGGUCUUUGUCGUAUGAGGAGCAAUUGAAGCUUCACCCAAUUCACACUGAUCAAAAGCAUGUCACCCACUUUGUUGGAGCUAAUAUUCAGUUGCUUGUCCUGCAAGGAGACUUUGACUGACUAUGAGGGUCAGCUCAUCCGGUCUCAGCCUACAGACCUGCAGAAGGCGACCUGUCUCAUGCAGACCCUGAUCCGGAAGGGGGAGUAUGCCUGUCGGCUGUUUUACGAGGCUCUGGAAUCGUUGGACCCUUCUUUGUUUGAGCGGGUGACAGGCGUCCGAGCAAGGCGCCCCCUUGUGGCCACACCUUGUCCUCUUCAGGACAGGACCCUGCCAAACGAACAGAGCAAUGCUCCCACUUGUGUAGUCCACAUUCAGAAUUCCACCUUGGUCAAUUGCAUCAUUGGAAGCAAGAAUGACCAGUAUAUCAACAGCGACCAACAGGGCCAGCUUCUUCAGAGUUUGAUGGAGGCUCGACAAGAUGUAGCCACGGGCGGCGAAUGUGAAUCCUGCCAGAUGGGGGCAGCACAGACCGCUGCAUCAUCUGAAAACCUCCAGGUUCACGGCUCCAAUCUGGAGUACGUCAUCAUUGGAGACAAAAAUAGCCUGACUGUUGAGGAAGGAGAGGAAAGCAGUGAACCUGAGGAGUAAAGGAGGACCUCAGUGGUGGUGGUCCUUGUGGGUCACAGACAUCUGAGCAGGGCUGCUUGUGGAUAAGUGGUGCUGCCCCAGACUCCUCUGCUCUGGAUAUGUCAGGUUAAGUCAGGGAGCACUGGGGGUUUAUUCUUGGAAAAUGUCUGGAUUUGAGCCCAUUUCCAUAUGCCCCCCCCCCCCCCCCCCGAUAAACUGGACUGAUGGAGCUAACCCUCAAAGUCUACCUACAGAGGAGUACAGCCAAUCCCCAGAUGAACAUCCUACUUGCAGACAACUCGUACUUAUGGACAUCCAUCCAUAAAGUCUGUUAUAAUAAAAAUACAUAUAAUAAAUGUACAUACUGCUUUGGGGUGGUGCAUUAAGUGCUUCGUUGACUGAAGGUACAGUGUAUAAUUAGUUAUUAUUACUGCAUAAUUAUCAUUAUGUACUGUAUUAUUUUACUAACUUACCUACAAAUUCGACUUUAAGACAGUGGGGGAACAGACUCAUUCAUAUCCUGGGCACCGCCUGUAUCUGUAGUAUCGUUUGUGCUGCAAGUUUUUUAUAUAAAAGAUAUACUAACACUUUCAGUAUUGUGUAUACGAGAUGGCACAGACCUUCAGGGCAACACUGGCAUUCUCACUGCAUUAAUUACGUGCACAAACGGUCAUUUUUUGACCGGGAAACAAAUGGUUUUUUUUUUUUUUUUUUUGUUUUUUUUGUGGUGGUGUGACGUUGUGAGGAAUGCCUUCCUUUUCUUUAUAAACCUUGUUCGUUCAGUCCAAGAAUUGCACUGCGAUGUUAACUUUUAGAACAAAACAUUUUCGGCGGGGACAGAAAAUCCACAACAAGAUACACUGGUUUUAUUUUCUGGGCGUGGGCGUCUUUAAAGAGCAGGUUAAACAUAGCGCACGGCGCGUGUUUUGUUUUUCCCUUUUGUUGCGUCGCGUGAAUGUGGGCAGACGCACGAGAACAUUUCAUCAUGCUUGUCCUUUGCGUUCCUCCCUGCAGGAGUGCGCAGGUGGUAUGUGGUCCGUAGAAAUGCCUGUGGUGUAAUGAAUUUCUUUGAAAUCACGUAAUGAUGAGUUAAUCUCAUUUAAAUGUGUAUUUGCAUUAAAAAAAAAUUAUUUAUGGACAUGUAUGUUUAUCAUUUACAACAUAAACAUGGUUGGGGGGAGA